Dunckerocampus dactyliophorus (ringed pipefish) is the source of this 2520-nucleotide messenger RNA. RefSeq names its product poly (ADP-ribose) polymerase 2 (gene parp2). The coding region runs from base 89 to 2047 and encodes 652 amino acids. The transcript is spliced from 17 exons. Gene Ontology annotation, molecular function: zinc ion binding; NAD+ poly-ADP-ribosyltransferase activity. Lineage: Eukaryota; Metazoa; Chordata; Actinopteri; Syngnathiformes; Syngnathidae. The record is from RefSeq and is a predicted model, not a curated record.
GUCACCGGCUAACAAGGAAGUGGAUCAAUUGCCGCCCUCUUUAGUUACUGGUUUUGGUUUCACUGCUUGUUUGAUUUUAUGAGCAGUAAUGAGGCGGACAAGAAGUUCUAAAAGCAGAACUGUGCAACAGAAUGAAGAAGUUCAGUCUCAAAAAGUGUGGCAGUGGCAGGGAGAUGAAGGUCGAUGGGAACAGUACUCUUCGUCGGACUGCGCCUUGUUGGACUCUGCCGUCGCCGCAGGGAAAACCACUGUCUCUCUGACUUUGGGCUCCGGGAUGGUAUACAAAGUGAACCUAAAGCAGAUGGUCCAAGUCAAUCCUGUCAGCAAGUACAAGAGGAACAUUCGCUUUCAGACGGUAAAAGCAGAAGGUUCUGAUGACAACGGUGACACAAGCACUCCUAAUGAUGGUCCAGUUGAAGUGAAACAGGACGAGGAGCAGAGCGAGGAGCAGCUGGCUGAGAGAGGCAAGAGGAAACGAGGCCAGAGCAAGAGCGAAGGGAAAUCUGACAAACGACUCAAAGAAGAAAUGCAGAGCGAAGAAAUUGUGAAGACGGUGGUCAUGAAGGGAAAAGCUCCGGUGGAUUCAGAAUGCAAAGCCAAGCUUGGGAAGGCUCAUGUUUACAGUGAAGGAGGGGACGUUUACGACGUCAUGAUGAACCAGACCAACCUUCAGUUCAACAACAACAAAUAUUACCUGAUCCAGCUGCUGGAGGACGACUCUUCCAAGAGCUUCAGCGUGUGGAUGAGGUGGGGCAGAGUGGGCAAAGUGGGUCAAAACAGCCUGACGGCGUGCGGUGGAGAUCUGCUGAAGGCCAAAGAUAUCUUCAAGAAGAAGUUCUUUGACAAAACCAAGAACGAGUGGGAGCACAGAGCAAGCUUUGAGAAGGUGGCUGGCAAAUAUGACAUGGUCUACAUGGACUACAGUACAAGUUCAAAGGAUGAGAACGAGGCCCAGCCCAUUGCCAAACCGCCAAAGAAGACUUCCAAGCUGGACGUGAAGGUCCAGUCUCUCCUUGAGCUCAUCUGUGACCUCAAAGCCAUGGAGGAGGUCGUUCUGGAAAUGAAGUUUGACACUCGCAAAGCUCCCCUUGGCAAGCUGACCUUAGAGCAGAUCAGCGCAGGCUACACGGCACUAAAGAGAAUAGAGGCGUGCUUGAAGCGUAAAGAUGGUGGCCGCGAGCUGGUGGAAGCCUGCAACCAGUUCUACACCCGCAUCCCACAUGACUUUGGACUGAAAACUCCGCCCCUCAUUCGGACGGAAGACGAGCUGAAGCAUAAAAUUGAGCUGUUGGAGGCCUUGAGGGACAUUCAGAUUGCAGUCAAAAUGGUUCAGAGCAGUGAAAACUGCGACGAACAUCCUCUGGAUCGACAGUACCACUCCCUCAACUGCCAAUUGUACCCUCUGGACCCCCUCAGCCAAGAAUACAAGGUGAUCGAAAAAUACCUGCAGUCCACUCACGCCUCCACCCACUGUGACUACACCAUGAGCGUGCUGGACAUCUUCACAGUGGACAGAGACAGCGAGAGGGAUCACUUUCUGUCACAAAUACACAACAGGAUGUUGCUCUGGCACGGGUCUCGCCUCUCUAACUGGGUCGGCAUCCUCAGCCAGGGGCUCCGAGUGGCACCGCCUGAAGCUCCCGUCACGGGUUACAUGUUCGGUAAAGGCAUCUACUUUGCCGACAUGUCAUCAAAGAGCGCCAACUACUGUUUUGCCAGAAACCACAACCAAGUUGGGCUGCUACUGCUCUGCGAGGUUGCCUUGGGAGACUGUAACGAGCUUCUGGACUCCAACUACAAUGCUAACAACCUGCCGGCUGGAAAACACAGCACCAAGGGUGUUGGACAGACCGGUCCCGACCCCAAAAACUCUGUCACUCUGAAUGGAGUGACGGUGCCGAUGGGUCCGGGCGUGAAGACUGCGGCGGUGGCGGGCAGGGGGAGUGGUUACUCGCUCCUCUACAACGAGUUCAUCGUCUACAACCCAGCCCAAACGCGCAUGCGCUACCUGCUCCGCAUCAAGUUCAACUACUCAUCACUGUGGUGACGGAUGACUCAGCUAAUAAUGCCGCUUAUACAAAUUGAGCUUUUUUAUUAAAACAGCAUGAGGUCAUUCCAAACAUCACGUCGGUUAUUUGACGUGUCUUACUGCUCAAUAUUGUUCAAGAAUGUUGAUUUGAAAACAGUUUAAGGCCAUGUCCACACAAUCCCAGCUAUUCUUACAAAGAUAUGUUAAGGUACUGUAUAUAAUGUCUUUUAGGUUAGUGAACAUGGACUUAUUUGGAAAACUGCGUGUUGCUUUUUUCCUCCCAAAUCUUCAGGCUUCUGAUUGCCUAAAAUGGCGACACCUGUUUGGCAGCCACUAGUUUUUCAUAACACCAGUGUAAGUGUGGACAUAGCCUUAAUUCAUUGUGUAAUGCAAUGGGAUUUCAGAAACAGACUGUAAAAAGAGCAUUGCUAAUCAUCCAUUUUUAAACAAAGAAAAAUAAAGGGCUCUGUGGGUCAAGAUGGGAGAUUUGA